Camellia sinensis is the source of this 2860-nucleotide messenger RNA. Its product is annotated as rhamnogalacturonan I rhamnosyltransferase 1. NCBI's taxonomy places the organism in Eukaryota, Viridiplantae, Streptophyta, Magnoliopsida, Ericales, Theaceae. Gene Ontology annotation, cellular component: cytoplasm. The record is from RefSeq and is a predicted model, not a curated record.
GAUUAUGGCUAUCUAACUAGACCACGGUCGAGAAGAAGCGAUCGAGUGAAUGUACGACUAUUCUCUUUCCUGCUACUCCGCACAACUCCGUGUUCUCUCAUCUCUCUCUCCCCUCUCUGUAAUCUCUCUCGUCACCGACGGCCGCCGGAGCCGUCAAAUUCCGGCGACUCCUUCACUUUCUGCCGGAAAAUUUAUCGGAUCUCCGAACAGUUUCGGUCAUUUUCGACUCGAAUCGGUUCACAAAUCGAACAAUCUUCUCCAAUUUUGUUUGCUAUAUAUGUUGAUUAAAAUUGAAUACUUUCGCGAUCAGUACUUGGCUUGAUCGAUGAAGAUUGAACAUUACUGGUAAUGUAUGAGAGAGCUGGAGUUUUUUGUGCGCUAUUUGUGGAAGGAAUCUUCGAGAAAAGGCAAAUGUAAUGUUUCCUUUUUUAUGGUAAUUUUUGGUGAGGUUUGAAUUGAAUUCGAGAGCGCGUUUGGUUUCGUUUCCAUUUUUAGCAAUUCUGGAUCUCGAAACUUUCAGUAUUUUUGAUGGAUUUGGUGUUAGUUUAGGGCGUUUUUGUUUUUGAUCUCGCAUUGAUUGGAAUCGAGGCGGUUUUGUAGAUUUUGAUCCAAAUUGAAUCGCUUCGAGUCUGUAAUUAGGGUUCUUGGGGUGUGAAUGGAUGGGAGAGAGGGGAUCGAGAUAGAAGAGUGAGGAGAGAGAGUGGUGAUGGGGUUGAAGAAGGUGGGAGAGAGCAGAGUGGCGAAGCUGAAGAGUUCGAUGGUUUCGAGGCCUCGAAUGAAGCUGUGGAUGAUCAGAGCUACGACGUCGGUGUUGUUGUGGACUUGUUUGGUGCAGUUGACGGCAUUGGGGGAGAUGUGGGGACCUAGGGUUUUGAAAGGUUGGCCUUCUUGUUUCUCUCACGAUUCACCUGCUUUGGACCUCAAAUUAUCGAAUUCACUUCCUGCAAGAGCUCUUCCACCCAAGAGGGUUUAUAAGAACAAUGGGUACCUGAUGGUUUCAUGCAAUGGAGGGCUUAAUCAAAUGAGGGCAGCGAUAUGCGAUAUGGUUGCAAUUGCAAGAUAUUUAAAUGUUACACUUAUAGUUCCUGAGCUAGAUAAAACUUCUUUCUGGGCUGAUCCCAGUGAGUUUCAAGACAUAUUUGAUGUUGGUCAUUUUAUUUCAUCCUUGAGAGAUGAGGUUCGGAUAUUGAAAGAGCUACCUCCUAGGCUCAAGAGGAGAGUUGAGCUAGGAAUAAUCCAUACCAUGCCGCCCAUUAGUUGGUCUGACAUUUCCUACUAUCAUGAUCAGAUUCUUCCUCUGAUACAGAAAUACAAAGUUGUGCAUUUGAAUAGAACUGAUGCUCGGCUUGCCAAUAAUGGCCAGCCAGCUGAGAUUCAGAAGCUGCGUUGCCGAGUAAAUUACAGUGCUCUCAGAUUCACAUCUCAGAUAGAGGAGUUGGGUAGAAGGGUUAUCAAGCUUCUAAGGCAACAAGGGCCUUUCCUAGUACUUCAUCUCAGAUAUGAAAUGGACAUGUUAGCGUUUUCUGGCUGUACUCAGGGCUGCAACAGUGAGGAGGUAGACGAGUUGACAAGAAUGAGAUAUGCUUAUCCAUGGUGGAAAGAGAAAAUUGUAAACUCCGACUUGAAGAGGAAAGAUGGUUUAUGCCCUUUGACACCUGAGGAAACUGCGCUUGCUUUAAAGGCACUAGAUAUUGAUCAUAAUAUCCAGAUUUACAUUGCAGCUGGAGAAAUCUAUGGUGGAAAAAGGAGAAUGGCUAGUCUUGCAGCGGCGUAUCCAAAAUUGGUGAGGAAGGAGACACUGUUGGAGCCAUCAGACCUUAGGUUUUUCCAGAAUCAUUCAUCACAGAUGGCGGCAUUGGAUUAUCUUGUUUCCUUGGAGAGUGAUAUUUUUGUUCCUACAUAUGAUGGAAACAUGGCCAAAGUUGUUGAAGGCCACCGCAGAUACGUAGGGUUCAAGAAGACAAUUCUAUUGGACAGAAAGCUUUUAGUUGAUCUGAUAGACCAAUACAAUAGUGGAGCACUAAGUUGGGAUGAAUUCUCAUCUGCCGUAAAGGAAGUUCACGCAGAUCGCAUGGGAAACCCUACUAGAAGGUUAGUAAUUCCCGACAGACCUAAAGAGGAGGAUUAUUUCUAUGCCAACCCCGAGGAGUGUUUGCAACAACCAUCAGAUGAACUGUUGUUGAAUAGUGCAUGAACUUUUAGGAGGUUGGUGGUUGCAUUUGAUCAAUAUAUCCUCCAGAUUUAGAGAUAGCAGUUCUUGACAGACAUUUUGCCAGAGAUGGAUUUUGUUCUGAGCCAGCAAAUCUUGAAAAGAUCAUGGUGGAAGGUACAUCAAUGUCUCUUCAUAUAUUCCAAUAAACAAAUUCAUGUAUAGAAGCUGCCUUGCCAUUGCAGGGUGAGAUAUCGAUCGACUCAAACUGCAGUGUGUACACAAAGAGGGUUGCAACAGUUCUUCUAGGAACAUGGAAACCAAUCAUAGAAUUGGAUCCGAUUCUUUGAUUGGUUUAAUGUGUUCUUAGACUUCUUCUCGCAAUUAUAGAUUCGGCUAAUCUGGAAAUGUGGGUUCUUGGAAGAUUAGUCCAUGGUCCUUCCAUUUUUAUGUUUUUGCUAUAUUUUUAAUUGGGUAUACCUACCUACCUUUGAUUGAAGACCUAGUCAAAGCAUGUUUAUAUGACCAAUAUAGACACAUAGGGCAUGUUGUGGGCUCUCUCAACCAUAUCAAUAGUUGGGCUUCAAUGGGAUGUUUGUUAAGUGGUUUAUUUAUUGAAUUGUGUGUAUAGGGAUCAAAAUCUUUUGUAGAAUAUGCUUGAGCUAUAUGACAAAUUUCCAAUCAUUCUAUUGAUUCGUCAAGGUUAUUUCA